Molecule: messenger RNA, 1749 nt
Organism: Cannabis sativa
Lineage: Eukaryota; Viridiplantae; Streptophyta; Magnoliopsida; Rosales; Cannabaceae
Product: sugar transport protein 8
Exons: 4
Coding region: 96-1613 (505 amino acids)
Biological process (GO): monosaccharide transmembrane transport
Cellular component (GO): membrane
Molecular function (GO): monosaccharide transmembrane transporter activity
Source: RefSeq, a predicted model, not a curated record
AUUCAUUCAUUCACAGUUUAGUUUCAUUUUUUUUUUACUGAGUUAAUAAUCGAAAGCAAUCGAAAGCAUUCAUUCAUUUUUUUCUUACUGUAAGUAUGACGGGGGCAGUGAUGGUUGAGUCCGGCGGUAGCAGCGGCGGUGACUUUCCCGCAAAACUUACGAAACAAGUGAUCGUGUGCAGCAUAAUCGCUGCAUGCGGCGGCCUGAUGUUCGGCUAUGACAUCGGCAUUUCGGGUGGGGUGACAUCGAUGGACGAUUUUUUAAUUAAAUUUUUUCCAAUCGUGUAUGCUAAAAAGCACGAAGUGAAAGAAAAUAACUAUUGCAAAUACGAUAAUCAGUAUUUGCAAUUGUUCACUUCGUCGCUUUAUUUAGCGGCCAUUUUGGCUUCUUUUAUAGCUUCGAUAACUUGUAAGGCUUUCGGGCGAAAGGUGACCAUUCAAGCUGCGUCGGUGUUCUUCGUCACCGGUUCGGUUUUGAAUGCGGCUGCCAAAGAUCUCGGAAUGUUGAUUGCUGGAAGGAUUUGUCUCGGAAUCGGUGUUGGAUUUGGCAAUCAGGCAGUUCCACUAUUUAUAUCUGAAAUUGCACCAACAAGAUAUCGAGGAGCUCUCAACAUCUGUUUUCAAUUAUUAAUUACAGUUGGAAUUUUGUUGGCCAAUUUCGUAAAUUAUGGUACAUCACGAAUCCAUCCAUACGGAUGGAGAAUCUCAUUGGGAGGAGCUGGAGUCCCCGCUCUAAUAUUAUUGGUGGGAUCUUUACUGAUUGUAGAGACCCCAACCAGUCUUAUCGAGCGAGGUCACAUUGAAGAAGGUUUAAAAAUUUUAAGAAAAAUUCGAGGAGUGGAAGAUGUUCAAAAAGAAUAUGAAAUGAUCACACAUGCCACUGAAUUAGCUUCUCAAGAGAAGCAUUCUUAUAGAAAACUAAUGCAUCGUUCCAACAGACCUCAACUUUUGGUAACCGUGGCCCUGCAAAUUUUUCAACAAUUCACAGGAAUUAACGUAAUCAUGUUUUAUGCUCCUGUACUAUUUCAAACCAUCGGUUUCGGGAGUGAUGCAUCCCUUUUGUCAUCGGCAGUCACAGGUAGUGUGAAUGUAGCAUCAACUUUUGUUGCAAAUAUUAUUGUUGAUAAGGCCGGAAGAAAGAGUUUACUGAUUGAAGCAGCUGUUCAAAUGUUCAUUGCACAGUCUAUAAUGGGCGGUAUACUCGCAAAAUAUUUAACAGCUACAAGUACAAUGCCGGAUAAAUACGCAUGGAUAGUAUUAAUCUUAAUUUGUAUUUUUGUAUCUGGAUUUGCAUGGUCAUGGGGUCCUCUUGGAUGGUUGAUUCCAAGUGAAAUAUUCCCAUUGGAGGUUCGAAAUGCAGGAUUCUUCUUUGCGGUGUCCACGAACAUGUUGUUUACUUUUCUUAUCGCUCAAGCUUUCUUAACUAUGUUGUGCCAUAUGCAAUCGGGAAUAUUCUUCUUUUUUGCCGCUUGGGUUCUCGUUAUGUUCUUGUUUGCCAUUUUUCUUCUGCCGGAAACGAAAGGAAUUCCAAUUGAUGAAAUGGUUGACAGGGUAUGGAAGAAGCAUUGGUAUUGGAAGAAAUAUUACAAUGAUGAACAAGCGGCAACAAAAUAAUUUAUUUAGUUUUUUUGUAGUUAACUUAUUUAGUUUUUAGUUUGGUGUUUUUUCUGGAUUGAAUUUUGAAUUUUGAAUUUUUGGAUUAAUUUUGGAAUUUUGGUUCAAUAUUUUAGGAAAACAAUUUUGGUUUAAA